Bipolaris oryzae ATCC 44560 is the source of this 480-nucleotide messenger RNA. RefSeq lists its product as uncharacterized. Bases 1 to 480 code for a protein of 159 amino acids. The transcript is spliced from 2 exons. The record is from RefSeq and is a predicted model, not a curated record. Lineage: Eukaryota; Fungi; Ascomycota; Dothideomycetes; Pleosporales; Pleosporaceae.
AUGCGACUCUUACGAUUACUCCUGGCAAAUCUCGUUCGCGCCCCGUCGAAACGCGACUACGCGCACGUACACGACGUGCAGAUUAAGUGGGAGGGUGCGGUGAGUGGGAAGGGGAAUAUGGCGUUGAAUGUUUUCAAGCAGCCCCUCGCGCUACACUCGACUCAACCGAUCACGGGCUUCACGCGAACGGGAUACUGCGAGGUGCCGCCGUCGGAUGCGGGUAACCACGCCAUUGCGGGUAUCGUUUCAAAGGAAUUUCUGGACUUUUCGGCGGCCCGUGGGAAUGAUUUGCGUCAGGUGGGGCUGACGGAUGGGUGCAAGUGGUGUUUGUGUGUGAGUCGCUGGAAGGAAGCGUUUGAUGCGCGGACGGGGCUGGAUGAUAAGAAGGUGCCUAAAGUUGUGCUCAAGGCUACGAAUGAGAAGGCAUUGAGGGGCGUGGCCAUGGAGGAUUUGAAGAAGUUUGCUGUGGAUGCGGAGUAG